Molecule: messenger RNA, 936 nt
Organism: Peromyscus californicus insignis
Lineage: Eukaryota; Metazoa; Chordata; Mammalia; Rodentia; Cricetidae
Product: olfactory receptor 10P1-like
Exons: 1
Coding region: 1-936 (311 amino acids)
Biological process (GO): G protein-coupled receptor signaling pathway
Cellular component (GO): membrane
Molecular function (GO): olfactory receptor activity; G protein-coupled receptor activity
Source: RefSeq, a predicted model, not a curated record
AUGGCUGAGGAAAACCAAACUGCAACUCCUGAGUUCCUCCUGUUGGGGUUCUCUGACCUCAGAGCCCUUCGAGGGCCACUGUUCUGGUUGGUGCUUCUGGUCUACCUGAUAACUUUGCUGGGCAACUCACUGAUCAUCUUUCUUACGCAAGCCAGCCCUGUGCUGCACUCCCCCAUGUACUUCUUCCUACGCCAUCUCUCUGUAGUAGAGCUCCUCUACACCACCGACAUUGUGCCCAGAAUCCUGGCUGAUCUGACCUCCUCUCACCCCCAGACCAUUUCCUUCUGGAGCUGUGCAGCCCAGAUGUAUUUCUUCAUUGUCCUGGGCAUCUCAGAGUGCUGCCUACUCACAGCCAUGGCCUACGACCGUUAUGCAGCCAUCUGUCAGCCCCUGCACUACUCCACCCUAAUGAACCAGCGGGCCUGUGCAGCCAUGGUGGGAACCUCAUGGAUCAUGGGCAUCAUCACAGCUACUACCCAUUCCUCCCUCAUCUUCACUCUGCCUUUCCCCAGACACCCCAUCAUUCCACACUUCCUCUGUGACAUCCUCCCAGUACUGAGGCUGGCAAGUGCUGGGAAGCACAGGAGCGAAAUUUCCGUGAUGACAGCCACUGUGGUCUUCAUCAUGAUCCCCUUCUCUCUGAUAGUCACUUCUUAUGCCCGCAUCCUGGGAGCCAUCCUGGCCAUGGCUUCCACCCAGAGCCGCCGCAAGGUCUUCUCUACCUGCUCCUCCCACUUGCUUGUGGUCUCCCUCUUCUUUGGAACGGCCAGUAUCACAUACAUCCGGCCCCGAGCAGGCUCUUCUGUCACCACAGACCGCAUCCUUAGUCUCUUCUACACAGUUGUCACACCCAUGCUCAACCCCAUCAUCUACACUCUCCGUAACAAAGAGGUAACGGGAGCCCUGAAACACAUGAUGAGGAGGUGGGUUCCCUAA